This is a messenger RNA of Lucilia sericata (common green bottle fly), 558 nucleotides long. RefSeq lists its product as uncharacterized. The record is from RefSeq and is a predicted model, not a curated record. The transcript has 2 exons. Lineage: Eukaryota; Metazoa; Arthropoda; Insecta; Diptera; Calliphoridae. The coding region runs from base 107 to 547 and encodes 146 amino acids.
AUAGCAAUUUAUGUCAAUUUUCAAUAAUUUAUAAAAUAUUUAAACAACUAGAAACAAUAACAAUAAAAAUAUCAAGAAUCCGAAAUCUCAAGUCCAAGACCUAAUCAUGAAUUACAUUAUUGGCUUAAAGAUUUGUAUACUAAUAUUUCUGAUCAAAACAUCAGAGGUUUUCGGAAUAUAUAAAUGUUAUGAAUGUCGAAGCUCACCCACGGAUGACAGUUGCAAAACCAUAAUUUAUAAACAAAAGAAAUAUUUAAGACAGUGUGGUCCAAACACAUUUGCGUGUUUUACACUUGAAGUACAAUCACGUGAUAUUCUUGGAAACUAUAUAGUUCGUAAAGGAUGCUUUCAUGGACAAAACAUACUUACUGAUGGGCGUGAAAUCGAACCACUUGGACACUAUCAUUAUUGUGCUUACGAUUCCUGCAACUAUGCACAUGAACUAUUUGAUUUUGGAAAUUCUGCCAGGAGAUCUGAUCGAAAAUGUUUUAUGCAUUUUAUUAUUAUUAUUAUUUUAUUAUGUUUUGUUUUGUUGUAUUUGAUUUGAAAUGUUGAUAA